This is a messenger RNA of Hypomesus transpacificus, 1566 nucleotides long. RefSeq names its product HIV-1 Tat specific factor 1 (gene htatsf1). The transcript is spliced from 10 exons. Gene Ontology annotation, biological process: mRNA splicing, via spliceosome. The record is from RefSeq and is a predicted model, not a curated record. NCBI's taxonomy places the organism in Eukaryota, Metazoa, Chordata, Actinopteri, Osmeriformes, Osmeridae. The coding region runs from base 85 to 1446 and encodes 453 amino acids. Gene Ontology annotation, molecular function: RNA binding. Gene Ontology annotation, cellular component: U2 snRNP; U2-type spliceosomal complex.
AUAUACCCAAAGUCAGUCCUGGCGGAACUGAAGUUGACCAGAUCGGAAGUGGGUCUGUUGUUCAAGCGUCGUCGCGGUUCAAAGAUGAGUGGGGACAACUCCAGGAACAAGGAGUUUGAGGAACAGCUGCGCCUGCAGCAGCUGUACGGCCAGAAGCCAGGGGAGGGGACCGAUCCCUACACCUUCACCGACCCAGAAGAUGGAACCGUCUAUGACUGGGACCACGACAAGAAGGCCUGGUUCCCCAAAAUCACAGAGGACUUCCUGGCAGCAUACCACGCCAACUAUGGAUUCACCAAGGAAGGCGAGCAUGAUCCGGAUGCAGCGGUGUUGGCCGGUUCUGCCCCAGCAGCUCAGGGUCCAGACGGCAAAUCAAAUAACACAGACCCGACCCCCACCAAGGACCAGGACCCAGGAAAGGAGGCCAAACAGAAGGGAGAGAAGAGGAAAGCAGAUCCAGGAUGGUUUGAUGUAGACAAAGACAAGAAUACCAACGUAUAUGUGUCAGGCCUGCCUCCAGACAUCUCCACGGAGGAGUUUGUGGAGGUCAUGUCCAAGUGUGGCAUUGUCAUGAGAGAUCCCAUCACUGAAGAGUACAAGGUCAAGCUGUACAAGGAUCACCAGGGCAACCAGAAGGGAGACGGCCUCUGCUGCUACCUCAAGAAGGAGUCGGUGGCCCUGGCUCUGCGUCUGAUAGACGAGUCGGAGAUGCGGGGCUACAAGCUCCACGUAGAGGCAGCCAGGUUUGAGCUGAAGGGCCAGUACGACUCCAGCAAGAAGAAGAAGAAGAGCAAGGAGUACAGGAAGAAGCUGCAGGCACAGCAGAAGCAGCUGGACUGGCGACCGGAGAAGAAGGGGGAGGUGAGAAAGAGACACGAGCGUGUUCUGAUAAUCCAGAACAUGUUCCACCCCAGCGACUUUGAGGAAGACCCUUUGGUUCUGAACGAGAUCCGGGAUGACCUGAGGACGGAGUGUGAGAAGUUUGGCCAGGUGAAGAAGGUCAUCAUCUUUGAUCGCCAUCCUGACGGCGUGGCAUCUGUAGCAUUCAAGGAGCCGGAGGACGCAGACGUGUGCCAGGUGGCCCUGGAGGGGCGCUGGUUUGGGGGACGCAAACUGUCGGCCCAGCUCUGGGACGGAACCACAGACUAUCAGGUGGACGAGACCUCGAGGGAGCGAGAGGAGCGGCUGAAGGGCUGGGCCAAUUAUCUAGAGGGGAAAGGGGCCAAGCCCACUGGGCCCAACCCUCUAGAGCAGUCCACAGGCCCCUCUACAGACCCAACUACAGACAGCAGCACUGACCAACCAAGCACCACAUCCACAAUCACACUCCCAGACAACAAGGCCUCAAGCCAAUCAGUGGAAGGGGCUGCAAAGAACCAGGAAGUAGAACAGGAAGCAGACUCCACAGACAGCAGCCUGGCAGGAAGUGAUGAAGAGGACACAUAAGCAUGGACUGUGGUCUCCACCCCCUUCACCUCGUUGUCUGAUUGGUGCAUAGAGUAUGUGGACAGUUGGAAAUGAUUUCUCCUUGGAUACUGAUAAUAAAAUCUACUUUUUUCACAGUAA